Paraglomus brasilianum is the source of this 276-nucleotide messenger RNA. The record is from the annotation of a GenBank genome assembly. Lineage: Eukaryota; Fungi; Glomeromycota; Glomeromycetes; Paraglomerales; Paraglomeraceae.
AUGGUCAAAGAAUUUAUGAUCAAUGAUAAAAUUGGGGGGAAGAAAGCAAAGGGUCGAAUUCAGACUAUUAUUGAUCAUUUUGCUAAAAAGCCUGACAUAGAAUAUACCGAUGACCAGGACGAUUCAGAUGACUUACCCGAAACUGAGGUAACUAUACUUACUGAAUCAAUUCCUUUAGACCCAAAGGGCCAUUGCUCUGCAAUAAAUUCCCAAGAAAAUAAUCAAGAUGAGACAAAGGCUCGAAACUCUGCUUUCUCAAAAUUACCAGAAGCUGAA